Sphenostylis stenocarpa is the source of this 780-nucleotide messenger RNA. NCBI's taxonomy places the organism in Eukaryota, Viridiplantae, Streptophyta, Magnoliopsida, Fabales, Fabaceae. The record is from the annotation of a GenBank genome assembly.
AUGACGACUAUUCACAGGUUCUGCUGCAACGAUCUUCUUCGUUUUGCGUCCGUCAAUCUCGACCAUCUCACCGAAACAUUCAACAUGUCCUUCUACAUGACCUAUCUUGCAAGAUGGCCAGACUAUUUCCACGUUGCUGAAGGUCCUGGAAAUCGUAUCAUGGGUUACAUUAUGGGUAAAGUAGAGGGGCAAGGAGAAUCUUGGCAUGGUCAUGUAACUGCGGUAACAGUUGCUCCAGAGUAUCGGAGGCAGCAAUUAGCCAAGAAACUUAUGAAUCUGCUGGAAGACAUCAGUGAUAAUAUUGACAAGGCUUACUUUGUUGAUCUCUUUGUGAGAGCGUCAAAUGCACCAGCCAUCAAGAUGUAUGAUAAGCUUGGCUAUGUGAUUUAUCGACGGGUGCUACGUUACUAUUCUGGGGAAGAAGAUGGUUUAGAUAUGAGGAAGGCUUUGUCUCGUGAUGUUGAAAAGAAGUCCAUCAUCCCUCUUAAACGGCCAGUCACUCCUGAUGAAUUAGAAUCAGUGGAUGCUUUGGACGAGAAAAGGAUUUCCUCGUUGAAAGACUUUAUUGGGCUCAUAAUCAACGAGGUGGUCUUGCUGGAGCAGUGGUCUAAAUUACUUUUGAAGACAAGUUUUGUUUCACAUGCAGACCUUUAUUUUUCCUUGUGUCUGUAUUCCCUAUUCACACACACAGAUCUUGGUGUACCACCUUAUUACAAGGGGCCUAAUACUGCUGGACCAGCUAAUAUUGCUGGACCAGCUGGUGAGAGAACCCAACAAUAG